Messenger RNA from Saprolegnia parasitica CBS 223.65, 708 nucleotides. RefSeq lists its product as hypothetical. The record is from RefSeq and is a predicted model, not a curated record. The transcript has a single exon. Gene Ontology annotation, molecular function: DNA binding; histone binding; nucleosome binding. Gene Ontology annotation, cellular component: nucleus; FACT complex. Bases 1 to 708 code for a protein of 235 amino acids. Lineage: Eukaryota; Oomycota; Saprolegniomycetes; Saprolegniales; Saprolegniaceae.
AUGUCGGGCGCGCUUCCGCAGAUCGUCGCGACGCUCUUCAAGUUUAUCAUUGGCAAGAAGGUCUACACGUCGGGCAAGUUUGUCACGCACAGCGGCGACCGCGCGGUCAAGUGCGCGGUCAAAGCCAACUCGGGCGUCCUCUUCCCGCUCGAAAAGUCGUUCAUGUUCAUCCACAAGCCGACGACGUUCAUCCGGUACGACGACAUUGACUACAUUGAGUUCCAGCGCUACGCGGGCCAGUCGGGCACGUCGGCGUCGCGCAACUUCGAUCUGCUCGUGAGCUGCCGCGCGGUGGGCCAAGAGCUCGCGCACGAGACGCUCUUCUCGGCCAUCGACCGGCGCGAGUUUCCGGAGCUCUCGCAGUUUUUAACGUCCAAGAAGCUCAAGAUCCGCAACCUCAAGGAGACGCAGGCGACGGCGCCGGCCAAGCGCGGCUACGAAGAGAUGAACGAGGCGCUCGGGCCCGAAGAAGGCGAGGUCGACGAAGAGGAGGAAGAAGAUUCGGACUUUGGCCCGGGCGCCGAGUCGGACGAGGACGGCUCGGAGGACUUUUCCGACGAGAGUCUCAGCGGCAACGACGAGGAAGAGGACGAGAACGACGAUGGCGAAGCCAAGAAGACGGACAAGAAGAAGAAGGACAAGAAGAAGGACAAGAAGAAGGCCAAGAAGGCCAAGACCAGCGGCGGCUCGGACGACGAGGCAGAGUAG